UGGGCGGGGCUUCCUGUCCGGGUGGCUCGGGUGGUAGGUUUGGAGCCCCAUCCCCCGCACGUGGCGUGCGCUUUGGGCGCGGGGGCUUUUGAGCGGUUUGCUAGGCGUACGUCACGCGCAGAGGCCGUUGGAUCGGCGGGUAGAACCGUCCCUGUGCCGUUUCUGCCCCGGCGCAGGGCGAGCGGCCGCCGGUGGCGCUGAGGCUUGGCGCGCUUCCGUCAUGGACUACCGGCGGCUGCUGAUGAGUCGGGUGGUCCCGGGGCAGUUUGACGACGCCGACUCCUCGGACAGUGAAAACAUUGACUUGAAGACUGUCAAAGAGGAAGGUGAUAUUCUGUUUGAAGACCUUCAGAAUAACGUGAAUGAGAAGAUGGGUGAAGGUGAGAUAGAAAGGGAGGAGGAGGAAGAUUAUGACGACGAUGAUGACUGGGACUGGGACGAUGGAUUUGGUAAACUGACCAGGUGUUCAGCCUCAGGUGGAGGGAGUAACCUGCAGGCAAAUCGACAGACUCCCAGCUUCAAUUCAGCCAAAAUGUCUACUCCAUCAGACAAGGUCUUAAGGAAAUUUGAGAAUAAAAUUAAUCUAGAAAAACUGAACGUUACUGAUUGUGUCAUAAACAAAGUCACGGGAAAGUUUAGACAAAAGGAAGCAGAUAUGUAUCGCAUCAAAGAUAAGUCGGACCGAGCAACUGUAGAACAGGUGUUGGAUCCCAGAACACGAAUGAUAUUGUUCAAGAUGUUGACGAGAGGAAUCAUAUCAGAGAUCAAUGGCUGCAUUAGCACAGGAAAAGAAGCUAAUGUCUAUCAUGCUCGCACAGCAAAUGGAGAGAGCAGGGCAAUCAAAAUUUAUAAAACUUCUAUUUUGCUGUUCAAAGACCGGGAUAAGUAUGUCAGUGGGGAAUUCAGGUUUCGCCAUGGCUACUGUAAAGGCAACCCCAGAAAAAUGGUGAAAACGUGGGCAGAAAAGGAAAUGAGGAACUUAAUCAGGCUAAACACAGCAGAGAUCCCGUGCCCAGAACCUAUCCUGCUGCGAAGUCAUGUUCUCGUCAUGAGUUUCAUUGGCAAAGACGACAUACCAGCGCCGCUCUUGAAAAACGUCCAGUUAUCAGAAUCCAAGGCUCGAGAGUUGUAUGCGCAGGUGAUCGAGUACAUGAGGAGAAUGUACCAGGACGCCAGGCUCGUGCACGCGGAUCUCAGUGAAUUCAACAUGCUGUACCAGGGCGGAGGUGUGUGCAUCAUUGAUGUUUCUCAGUCUGUGGAGCACGACCACCCGCAUGCCUUGGAGUUCUUGAGGAAGGACUGCGUCAACGUCAACGAUUUCUUUCUGAAGCACGGGGUCGCCGUGAUGACUGUGCGAGAACUCUUUGAAUUCAUCACGGAUCCGUCAGUUACACACGAGAACGUGGACGCGUAUCUGGCAAAGGCCAUGGAAAUAGCAUCUCAAAGGACCAAGGAGGAAAGGUCCAGCCAAGAUCAUGUGGAUGAAGAGGUGUUUAAGCGAGCUUAUAUUCCUAGAACCUUGAAUGAAGUGAAGAAUUAUGAGAGGGAUAUGGAUAUAAUGAUGAAAUUGAAGGAAGAGGACAUGGCCAUGAACGCCCAGCAGGACAACAUUCUAUACCAAACUGUCACGGGACUGAAGAAGGAUUUGUCAGGAGUUCAGAAGGUCCCUGCACUCCUGGAAAGUCAAGUUAAGGAAAAGACUUGUUCUGAUUCAGAAGAUGCCAGGAGUUCUCAGUGUUCUGACACAGACUCUGCGGAGCAGGGAGACACUGCCUGCUCCCGGAAGCCCGCCGCUGACCUCGAAGUCGAUAAAAAGGAAAGAAAAAAGAUGGUCAAGGAAGCCCAGAGAGAGAAAAGAAAAAACAAAGUUCCUAAACAUGUGAAAAAAAGAAAGGAGAAGACAGCCAAGACGAAAAGGGGCAGAUAGAACCAGAACUGUAUGAUGUACAGUAAUUUCCCAUCACCUGCUCUCUGAGCUGCAUCUGGAGGAUGGGUUAUUGAUUUUAACUGAAUGGUUAUUACCACAAUGUCCAUGUGGACGGAUUCACGUGUUUUCAUGUAAUCAUGUAAAAAGCUCUAAGCUCUAGUGUUUAGGUCUAAGUCCUUAGCUCUUUAUGGUAUUGAUAGAGGAUUGUUUAAGCUACUUUUUUUUUUUUUUUUUUUUUGGCGGUACGCGGGCCUCUCACUGUUGUGGCCUCUCCCGUUGCAGAGCACAGGCUCCGGACGCACAGGCUCAGCGGCCAUGGCUCACGGGCCCAGCCACUCUGCGGCAUGUGGGAUCUUCCCGGACCGGGGCACGAACCCGUGUCCCCUGCAUUGGCAGGCGGACUCUCAACCACUGCGCCACCAGGGAAGCCCUAAGCUACUAUUUUAAUGAAGAACUUUAUACAGUUUUACUUUUGUAUAUAUUUUCUCCUGCAGUGUGGUUUUUGAAGCAUCAUAACUGUUUAAAAGGCACUUUGGGCAAACUUGGGCAAAUUGUUUUUGCUUUGUACGUGUCAAAGACCCAUCUGAAAUCAUUUGAUUAUAAGGCCACAGUUUCUAUAAAAGGGGGUUUCACUGAUUUAGAGAAUUCAGUUGUUGAUAUAAUCGUUCAUCGCAACUUUGUUCUAUGUGUAUUGAUGAUUGUUUACAAUAAGUUAGUCUUCAUCUUUCAUAUUCUUUUUUGAGCUAGGACCUCCUAGUUUAUAAGCUAUUUCAUGUUCAACUAUGAGACCUGUUCAUUCAUUCAUCAAAUAUUUGAGUAUUUUAGGUGUGAGGAUACAGCAGUAAAUCCAAAGCAAUUUCCAUAGAUAAACCUAGUUUCCCUUAAACCGAAGCUUGUACCUGCUUGUUUGAAAGUCAGUGGGUUAUUGAGGGAGGGGCGGGUCUACUGGAUAAAGCAGACAGAAGUUACUACCUUUAGCUGGUUUGCGUUUUAAUAGGAAGACAAGGCAUUAAACAAGUACAAAGCAGUCUAUCAGCAGGCAAUAUAUUCCGGGGGAGGGGAAGAAAUAAUGUAGAGAAGAGAAUGCCUGGGGCGGUGGGAGAGUGCAGGUUUAAAACAGGCCACGCUGAGAGGCCAUAUUUGGGCAAAUACUUGAAGGAUGUGAGUCAUGUGCAUGUCGGGAGAGAAGAGCAUUCCAGGCAAAGCAAACAGCAAGUGCAAAGGCCCUGAGGCAGAAGUGUGUCUGAAAUGUUCCAGAAACAGGGAGCUAGAGCAUCAUAACCACAGCAGGAAGUAGCAGCUUAGAUCAGGUGGUGGUAUGUUCCUGGAAGGUUUUGAGCAGAGGAAUGGUGUAAUCUGACUUCUGUUUUGAAAGGGUCGUGAUCCCUGGGGCUUCCAGGGAGAAUGGACUAGGAGAUGGGUGGGGGUGGACAGGCGGCUGGGUAUGUACCGUGGUAACCCACGCUACAGAAGACGGAGGCUCGGUCCAGGAUGGUAGCAGUGGACAUGGAGAGAAGCGGUUGGAUUCUAGGUAAAGCAGGCACGGUGAACUGGAUGUGCCAUGAGAAAUGCCGAUUUUAGUCCUUGAAUCAAAGGCAAUUUCCAUAGAUAAACCUAGUUUCCCUUAAACUGAAGCUUGCACCUGCUUGUUAUUGAAGGAGGGGCAGGGUCAAUUGAGCUUUUAAGUCAAAUUUAUUACGUUCAUAAUAGCCUCUCUUCCUGACUUGAACAAAGUUCAAAAUAUGAAGUAUAAUUUCAGCGAAACACAAUUGUAUGUCCUCUAAAAUAUUCUACAGUUAACACAACCAAAGAGAAAACAAAAAAGGAGGCUGAGCAAUCCAGUACACCUUGAGGGAUUCAUCUUCAGGACCCCCCAAUUCUCUCAUGGGUUGGGUCUUACCUCCAGCCAGGCAUGUUUGAAUCAGGUGGUCGGGCUCCGCAGUGCCAUCUUUGGUGAAUCGAAUGAAAUCACUAGGCUUGGAUUCAGUUUCACUGGGCAAAAGUGGUGUCGGCAGGAUGGACACUCAUGACCUGCUGCCAGGAGGAAGUGGCUUGUGACGUGCCAGGAUUUGGGACUGUAGGGGAUUCUGAUUGGAGGAGCCUUUUCCUGACAGCUUGCUGAUGUGGCUGUUGCCCCGUCUGGAUUCUGGGCUGUAGCUGUGGCUGCGUGGGAACCACUGGUAGCAUUCUUGCCAAACUAGUCUGAAACCCUUUCCCUUGUUUGUUUCUUGCCAGGAGGUCUGAAAGAAGCAGCCUCUUUGUAGGCAAACUUAACAGGGCUACUUUCUGGCUUUGACUGCAAUAGAAUUUUGAGCACUUGACAGGUUUUAGUGUCCCUAGAUUAUUGGUUGCGCAGUGACUUUCCAUUGGGAGAGAUGAGCUUUGGGGUCUCUUGAUCCAAAGGCUGGGACACGAUUUUGUCAGCUGUUGAUGUAUCUGGUUUUCUGUCCCAUUUUGUUGAUUUUCUAAUCCCUUCAAAAAUGCAGGUGUUUCUAAAAGUUUACUGUGAGGAAUCUGGAUGACUUCGUUGAAGCACGAAAUCACAGCCAUUUCCUCUGCGGCUCUACUUAAUCUUCCUUCGAUGAAGCAGUUUAGGAACAGAACUUUGCCUGGCCCAGGAGCUCCAGCAUUUGAGCCUGGCCUUGGAGUGAAGAAGUGGGCACAGUGGCAGCUGGCUGCCUAGGUCUGAUCAAACGCGAGUCCAUGUUUGGGGCUGACAUCACUUUUUCUUCAGCUUUCUCUACUCCUUGAUGAAGAUGGACUCAAUCGGUCGAAGAACUUUGUAGUUUGGUACUAAGACUUGGAGAAGAACUCUCCUUUUCAUGGGUUUCUGCUGACUUCUGUGCAAGCAGCUUGUUUCUUGGUUGCAGGCCUAUCCUGUUUUGUGGCUGAUUUCAUUAACCUUUUGGCUCAAAAUGAAGAGAUGAAGAAGUUCUUCUAGAAGCUGGUAAAAAUUCACUUGAAGGACAUCUCAAAUGUCAUGGGCUCUGAAUGUUGACAUUUCUAAAAAUCCUUUUGGUUUUCAAGAGCUUGACAGAUUUUCUAAUUUUUAGUUGUUUAUACACAUAUAAAUAAAGACCAGGAACAUUCAUUCAGAGCUUGAUUUGACUUCUGGGGUUUACUUUUUGAUGAUGAAAGGGUCGCAUGAAUCAGCAGGUAUGGUCUGCUGGUAUGGUCAAGGUGUGGUCUCCUGUGAAGAUUUCCUGUGACCACAUCAAAUGGCUAAGAUUUUCAACCUUUGGUGAUCGUAAAACAAGAGCUCUCCGUGUUCUGUCUCUUGAAUUGGAUUAGGUUAUUACAUUCCUAAUCCAUUUUGGUUGGAGUUUUUAACUUCCAUAUCCUUUGGGUUUGUGUUACCUUGGACAUCAGGGCUUUUAUUUUAGUGCUCCAGGGAAAUUAUAGUGUUGUGUCUGAAAUCAUUUAAGCUAGUUUCCGAAGGAAAAGAUACCUUUCUUGCGUCUGUGUUCUCCAGAGAUCUUAGUCGCAGUUGGUAGUGCUGUGGGAAGCUCUGGGCUUGAACUUGGAGAAUGAAGACUUGAACUCGUGGAAUUUUUGGUUUUCGGCUUUCCUUCAUUUUCUGUGUCACUCCACAUCCUGCUUUGACUGCUGGCAGGCCGCGGUCGUGAGGAGGUGGCCCUCGUACCGCCUGGAAUAGCCACACACCCACAAAAUCCUUUCUCUCUCCUUCUUUCCCAGAAUGGCAAGGGCAUCAUCCGUGUGUGAGCGCAGCUAUUUCUAGCUCUCUGAGAGCUUUCUACCCUCUUAUCAAUGCACCUGAAUAACUUUAAGGCCGAGCAACUUAAUCAUCUCGGGGUGAAACUUUAACCUUUACACAUUUUCUGCAUAGCUGUCUUGGAGUCAUAAACUUGUCAGUGAAAAAGUGGUGGGUCCUUGGGGUCCAAGUGCAGCAGCUGGAGAGGCGGGCAGGCAGAGGAUGGGCUGUUGAAAGUACGCAUGGGGGUUGCCCUUGAGGGUAGCAUCUGUGCUACAGCCGUGGGCGUGAGUGGCUGCAUAGGGGAGCAUCAGAGGCUUAGGUCAAGGAACUGAGGCCAGGGUUUUGGAAGGACCAUCUGUGUUGGGACAGGGCCUAGUUUUAGAGUGUCAGUGAGUGACAUGCCUGAAUCUUCAGUGGGCUGGGAGAGGGGUGACGUGGACGCCUGUAAUGUUGGGGGGAGGUGAGUGGUGUCGGAUGACGUCAGUGCCCUCCAGAGAGCCAGGGUUUAAAUGGGGCAAGGAGAGGGGAACCCUCAGAGGAGACGCUGAGGAUACGAGGCUUUUUGCUGGUGUCUGACCCCACCUGGGUUCCCGACGGCACUGCGGGGAGUGUUUUGGGAUGGAGAAGAGUAGGAAAAGCCCCGUUGUGGGGUUGGAUGCUUCUGGGUCUGAGGACCUGACCCCAUUAAGGAGGCAGAUGUCACAAGCACAUGGAGAUAAAGAGUAGUGCCUGCCUCAUGGACUUCUUGUGAAGGACACAGGAGAGCCACAGGGAGCUUGGCAAGGGCUGGAUCAGGCUGGUGAACCUGGACUCAGUCAUUCAAGAUGGAGCAGUCCGACCCCUUGGUGUUCCUGCAGUGAUGUGAGAAGAGGUUCACAGAACCUAGAAAGUAUCUUGCCUCCCCCCAGAAAUGGUGAACCUCAACCCAUGUAGCCGCCAGCUGUAAUCAGCAGUUUACAAAGUAUACAGCUCACAGGAACAGGAUAAAUGAUGCUGGGAGGAUACAGUCAACCGAAUUCAGAAUAAGGUGGCGGGCGGGGGAAGAAGAGGGAGAGCUAUGAUAAAGAGGUCCAGGAGACAUUUCCCAAUGCUGUGGAUUUCACUUGGAUCCUGAUUAGAUCAAACCAACUGUAAAACGAUGGACUGUUUGGGGGUUUCUUUUUAGACAAAUAGGGAAAACUAAAAAUGGAGGAGGUGUUAGAUGAUAGUAAGGGAUUGUUAAUUUUACUGGGUGUGAUAGUGGUAUUUUUAAAAAUGGUUCUCUCAGAGUGUGGACUGAAGUCUUUAUGGGUGAGAUGGAUAGAAUGCCUGCGAUUGUUUCAAAAUUCUCCAUCCUUGACCGACUCCUAAAGGAAAGUGGUGGAUGAAGCAGAAAUAGCAGGAGGUCAGUAGUUGCUAAAGCAGAGUAAUGGGUAUGUAGGGAUUUAUUUUACUCUUCUCUCUCUGUAACAAUUUCUGUAAGAAAAAAGGGUGUUUUUUUUUACUGAGUCGAAGUAAAUAUAUUAAGUAUUUAAAACAGGGCUUGUCACAUAGUAGGACUGUGUUACGCAAGUAUCUAUAUUUUUAUUUUAUUCGUUAUUCUUUUGUUUGUUUGUUUGUUUUUGCGGUACGCGGCCCUCUCACUGUUGUGGCCUCUCCCGAUGCGGAGCACAGGCUCCGGAUGCGCAGGCUCAGCGGCCAUGGCUCACAGGCCCAGCCGCUCGGCGGCAUGUGGGAUCUUCCCGGACCGGGGCACGAACCCGUGUCCCCUGCAUCGGCAGGCGGUCUCUCAACCACUGCGCCACCCGGGAAGCCCUACUCGUUAUUCUUAAGAAACUUUUUUUGCCCAGGCAUCAAGGUUUAAUCAUCUGGGCCAAAGAAGUAGCUCUAGGUAGAACUGUGAUGGCUUCUGGUACUGGCCCAGCUCGGCAAUGUCACUUGAAAUGCCUUUUGUAGGCAGUUCGAGAGCUUGUAUAUUGAACAAAUGCUGACAGAAGUUUUAGUGCUGCCAAGCCUGACCCUUGUUUUAACAUAUGUCACCUUCUCGGUGACCUGUCCUAACCACUCUGUCUGGAUUUGCAGUCUGCCCCCUUAACUAAGGCCCCUACACACCUUAUUACCUUUGCUCUGCAUCGUUUUUCUAAAGCUCCUCUAACUAACUUACAGGUAGACCUCGUUUUAUUGCACUUCACAGAUAAUUGCGGUUUUUACAGAUUGAAGGUUUGUGGCAACCCUCUGUUGAGCACGUCUGUCUGUGCCAUUUUUCCAACAGCAUUUGCUCACUUUGUGACUCUGUUACAUAUUUUGAUAGUUCUCAGAAUCUUUGAAACCCUCUACCAGCAGAAAGAUUACAUCUCGCUGACAACUCAGAUGAUGGUUAACUUUUUUUAGCAAUAAGGGCUUUUUUAAUCACUUGUUUUAGACACAAUGCUAUUGCACACUUACAGACUACAGUCUAGUAUAAACAUCACUUUUUUAUGCACUGGGAAACCAAAAAAUCCACGUGACUUGCUUUAUUGCGCUACUCGCUUUAUUUGGUGGUCUGUAGCCGAGCCCACAGUAUGUCCGAGCUCUGCCUGUACUUACAUGCUGAAUUUUCUCAUACGUAUUGUGUGUCUUCCCUCACCUCCCAACCUCUUCCUAGAAUGUAAGCUCCACAGGGGCAGGGAUUUUUAUCUUUGUUCAGUUUUGUAUCCCAGCACCUAGAAUUGUGUCUAAAAUACCGUAAAUGCUCAAUAAAUAUUUAAGGGAAUAA
Messenger RNA from Mesoplodon densirostris (Blainville's beaked whale), 8376 nucleotides. RefSeq names its product RIO kinase 1 (gene RIOK1). The transcript has 17 exons. Gene Ontology annotation, molecular function: ATP binding; protein serine/threonine kinase activity. Lineage: Eukaryota; Metazoa; Chordata; Mammalia; Artiodactyla; Ziphiidae. Gene Ontology annotation, biological process: maturation of SSU-rRNA. The record is from RefSeq and is a predicted model, not a curated record. Gene Ontology annotation, cellular component: cytosol; preribosome, small subunit precursor. Bases 221 to 1927 code for a protein of 568 amino acids.